AUGGCCGUCGCCACCAAUCCCGACGGCCCGCUCGGGUUCCUGCACAAGAACCCCGUAUAUUCCGGUCUUUCAGAUGUCUACAAUGCAUUCCAAGAAAGGAGGGCAAAACUUGGCCUGUCAAAUCCUGGGCAGGUAGAAAACAUUGCCAAGGAGGUCCAGCGCGAUGUUCUUACGACGAACUUGAUGUUCUCUGGUCUCCGAGCCGACCUGACAAAAGCGUUCAGCUUCAGCCCUCUGUUUCAAGUAUCUCAUCAGUUUGCCAUGGGCGAGCGGUUGAGUCCUUACACGUUCGCUGCGCUUUAUGGUACUAGCAAGGUGUUCGCCCAAGGAAACAUCGACGACCAGGGUGCGCUUUCGGCUUCCUUCAACUGGAGGUGGAACGAUUCUUUUAUUACCAAAUCGCGCUUCCAGAUCACCCCCGGUGCCACCGGCCAGGACAUGGCCCAGUUCGAGAACGAAUAUCAGGGCAGCGAUUUUACUGCCAGCCUGAAGGGCCUUAACCCCUCUUUCCUCGAGGGCGGUCUCACCGGCAUUUUCAUCGGUCAAUACCUUCAAUCCGUUACUCCCAAGCUUUCUCUCGGUCUAGAGGGUGUUUGGCAACGCGCUGGCCUUACCCAAGGCCCAGACACUGCCCUCUCCUACGUCGCUCGGUACAAGACCGACACCUACAUUGCAAGCGCUCAGCUGCAGGCUCAGGGUGCCCUCAACGCCUCGUACUGGCAACGCCUAUCGGACAAGGUCCAAGCUGGUGUUGAUAUGACCCUUUCUGUCGCCCCCAGUGGUGCCAUGAUGGGUGGUCUCGCCAAGGAGGGCGUCACCACAUUUGGUGCCAAGUACGACUUCCGCAUGUCUACUUUCCGAGCGCAGAUCGACUCCACCGGGAAGCUGAGCUGCCUGCUCGAGAAGCGUGUUGCUGCCCCCGUUAUGAUGACCUUCGCCGCGGACGUGGACCACCUGACGCAACAAGCGAAGAUUGGUGUCGGCAUCUCGAUCGAGGCCGGUGGCGAGGAGCUCCAGGAGCAGCAGGAGGCCCUGGGUGCCCAGCCUCCUCCCAACAUCCCCUUCUAG
Molecule: messenger RNA, 1068 nt
Organism: Dichotomopilus funicola
Lineage: Eukaryota; Fungi; Ascomycota; Sordariomycetes; Sordariales; Chaetomiaceae
Product: eukaryotic porin/Tom40
Exons: 4
Coding region: 1-1068 (355 amino acids)
Biological process (GO): protein import into mitochondrial matrix
Cellular component (GO): mitochondrial outer membrane translocase complex; mitochondrial outer membrane
Molecular function (GO): transmembrane protein transporter activity
Source: RefSeq, a predicted model, not a curated record